Messenger RNA from Phalaenopsis equestris, 991 nucleotides. Its product is annotated as 26S proteasome non-ATPase regulatory subunit 10. NCBI's taxonomy places the organism in Eukaryota, Viridiplantae, Streptophyta, Magnoliopsida, Asparagales, Orchidaceae. The transcript has 5 exons. Gene Ontology annotation, molecular function: protein binding. The coding region runs from base 81 to 800 and encodes 239 amino acids. The record is from RefSeq and is a predicted model, not a curated record.
GAAACCCUGGAAAACCUCCGAGAGAGAGAGAGAGAGAGAGAGAGAGAGAGAUAGAGAGAGAGAGAGUGGGGUGAAGGCCGAUGGCUCAAGCCAUGGAGAUCGACGCGCCGAGGAAAGAAGACCUCUUCAAGUUCGCCGAUAAUGGCGACGCUUUGUUCUUCAAAUCCCUCGCCGAUGAGGAGCUCAGGCGAGCCCUCUCCCUGAGGAACGACGACGGGCGAUCUCUUCUCCACGUCGCAACCGCAGCUGGCCGAGCUGAGGUUGUUAGGCUUCUAGCAGCUGUGGAUCCUUCGGGUAGUGUUGUGAAUAGCUCUGAUGAGGAAGGAUGGACACCACUUCACUCUGCUUCAAGCUGUGGCUAUGGAGAAAUUGUCGGUAUUUUGCUCGAGAAUGGAACCAAUGUUAAUUUGACCAACGAUGGCGGACGGACCGCCCUUCAUUAUGCUGCUAGUAAGGGCUGGCUCAAGAUAGCUGAAGCUCUGAUUUCUCAUGGUGCAAAUGUUAAUAAAAAGGACAAGGUUGGUUGCACCCCUCUUCAUCGGGCUGCAAGUACGGGCCGCUUGGAACUUUGUGAGCUAUUGAUUGAGGAAGGAGCGGAGAUUGACGCCGUUGAUAGAACAGGCCAAACAACUCUUAUGCAGGCAGUGAUGUGUUGCAACAAAGAGGUUGCUCUCCUCCUGCUCAGGCAUGGGGCCGACAUGGACGUCGAAGACGAGGAAGGAUAUACUGUGCUCGGCAGAGCGACAGGUGGAUUCAGAAAUUCUCUUAUUGAUGCAGCUAAGGCCAUGCUUGAAGGUUAAAUGAACACACACCUUCUGUGUCUCCGUUUAUUUUGUUCACUAUUUUGUUACAAAAUUAUCAACAUUUGCAUGCAUGCUGUUCAAUUCAUAUGUAUUUGCAUAUCUAACAUUAAAAUUCCAAUUUUACCUGUGUAUGAAUAGGUGUAUUUCACCUUUUAAAAGUUAAAAUUAUGAUAUUUUUUUAUGUUUUA